AUGCUGCUCUCUACCCUCCUCCUCUCAUUUACCGCCCUGGUCACCGCCCUACCAGGCCAUCCCCACCCAACAAAACAUCACAGCCCCAAGGUCAACGCCACCAGCGGCGUCCCCCUCGACAGCGUCCUCAUCUUCGACCCGCCAGCCAACUACACCAUCCCCCGAACCCUCUACGCCCGCACCCUCCAACUACAAGACUGCGGUACCCUCCUCGCCACAUGGGAAAAUUACGGUCCCAACAAUAACACAUUCCCAUACUUCCCCAUCUACCAGUCCACCGAUGGCGGCCUCACAUGGUCCGAACGGACAAAGGUUUACGAUCAGGUUAAUGGAUGGGGCUUGAGGUAUCAACCUUUCCUAUACCAGCUUGAACACGAUGUUGGGGAGUAUAAAGCUGGCACGGUUCUGCUGGCUGGGAGUAGUAUUCCCGAUGAUCUCUCGCAAACGCAGCUCGAGCUCUAUGCCUCGACCGACGACGCCCAUACCUUCAAUUUCGUGGCGCAUGUCGCGCGAGGCGGCGUCGCGCUUCCUAACAACGGCGAAACUCCAGUCUGGGAACCCUUCCUAAUGGAAUACGAGGGCGAUUUGAUCUACUACUACUCCGACCAACGCGACCCAGAGGCAGGACAAAAAUUGGUCCAUCAAGUCACCUCCGACCUCGUAACGUACGGCCCUGUGGUGGACGAUGUGAAAUACGGAACCUACGACUGGCGACCGGGCAUGACGACCGUCUCCCUCCUCUCCAACGGCUCCUACCUCCUCACGUACGAAUUCUACGGCGCCGUCGAGGAAGCCUUCGCAGUCUACUACCGCCUCUCCUCCGACCCUACGAAAUUCGAUGAGGCGGGCUACGGCGCCCUCAUAACCACCGCGGAAGGGAAGUAUCCCGUCGGCUCUCCAUAUAAUGUGUGGACCCCCGCUGGAGGGAGAGAUGGUACGAUUGUGGUGACGUGUGGGACGGAUGAGGGGGUGUGGGUUAGUAGGGAUUUGACGGAGAGCUGGACGUAUGAGAUGACGAUGGAGAAGACGAGUUAUACACGAAGUCUUUUGGUUGAGCAAGACCAGAAGACAAUACUUAUAGUGGGAGGCGGAAUCUUAGGUGGGACGGAUAACAAUGUUACGGCGAGUACGAUUGAUGUUACGAACUGCUGA
Molecule: messenger RNA, 1152 nt
Organism: Fulvia fulva
Lineage: Eukaryota; Fungi; Ascomycota; Dothideomycetes; Mycosphaerellales; Mycosphaerellaceae
Exons: 1
Coding region: 1-1152 (383 amino acids)
Source: RefSeq, a predicted model, not a curated record